AUGGCGAGGAAGAAGAAUGGAUCAGAAUUGGAUUUCGAGGAUGCUGUUUCUGAUGAUUCUGGUGCUGAAGAAUCUAGUUUUGAUGAUGGUGGUUCUGAAGAUGUUGAUUCUGAGGAGGAUGUGGAGGAGGGUGAAGCUAGUGAGGAAGAACCUGAACCUAACAGAGAUGGGAAGCGCAAGCGAGAAACUGGUGCUCAGAAGCAGACAGCAAAGAGGGCCAAGCAAAAGGUUGACAAGACGAAUGGAGAAGAGGUGAAGGAGAAAGGGGUUGUCGUUAAAACCCAAUCAAGAAAUACGAAAAAGGCCCCUAAUUUGCAUGGUGUGAAGGCUUUUGCGACAGCGAUGAAGAACUUUGAUGACUCUAGGAAGAAGCUUGUCAUAGAAAUGGGUUUUGGAGGGUUGUUAAGUAUACACCUAGCUUUUAUACCGCGGAAGUUUGUGUACUGGCUGUUGACAAGGGUGAUGGGUUAUGGUUUGAUAACUUUUGUAGAUGAGUAUGUGCUUCCUUUGAGUCCUCUUCAGGUCGAGUACGUAUUGCCAUGUACGAUUCCUGAAGAUAAGCAGGCAGAGCAUAGUAGAAUUUUGGAAAAGUUUGGGAAAAAUGAUAGCAUUUCAUUAGUAGCUACUUUGGGGGCACUUAUUCGAAAGGAUGAGGAAAGCAAUGUAUUCCUGCUGUCGGAUGACGAGAAAGCUGAUUUCAAGAUAGCCUUUCUCAUAGCAGCUUUGGGCUACGCAUUGUCUGCUACGACAAAUACAAGCUAUCUUGGAGUGAAGCUUGUACCGUCGUUAUUGGUUUGCGAUGAAGCGUUUGAGUAUGACUGGUGUACUUAUGUAUUUAACUGGAUGGUUGUAGCAGCCAGGAGUUUCCAAAAGAAAUUUGCUCAUGAUGGAUAUGUUGCAGGUUCUGGGGGUUGUAUCCUUUAUUUGUUGGUGAGUAAAAUUGGGUAUUUGCCACCGUACACCAAAUGCGUUAUGAAAUCAAUGCAUCAAUUGAUGUCACAGUGUGUUGACGUAGCUAAUGCCCAGAGAGUGAUUGGGGGUAAGCCAAUGGAGAGGGGUAAGCCAAUGGAGAAGGAAGUUGUUGUGCAUGAGAACUUGUCUGGUGAAAAUCAUGAUGAUGUGAAUGGUGCAGAUCCUAAUUUGGCCAGUUUUUUAUUGGAGAAGGAACAAUUGAAACAAGGUAGGGAAGGACUUGGUGAAGAUCCUUCUACUGAUACAAUGUCAAGUGAAGAUGACCUAGAAUGUGUGGUUCAAAAGAUUAAGGUGGAUCCAUUGUUUACAGAGGAUGGGGGUGAGUUCAAGGUGGUUGGGGAUGAAUCCAAGGUGGAUGGGGUUGACGCAGAGGUUGAUGAAGGUGUUGUCUCGGAUUUACAUAAUUGUUCUGAUACUGAAGUGGAAGAUGAGAACAUUGAGCCUGGACCUCAAAUAGUUUUGGGCUUGGUUACGGCGAGGGGAACUACUGUGUUGGUUGAUGCUGAGUGAAGUUUGGCAAAUUAUUCUUCAUCUGAUGAGGAAGAUGAGUCUACUAAAAAAGGGGAACGGAACUGCGGAUAAGAGGGUGGUGAAACCUACAGAGGUAGCCUUGUCAGCCAUGUUCACCAAUGUGUCAAACACCCGACGCCAACAACGCUUGAGGCACGUUUGCUACAGUUUGUAAAGCGCUGGAAGGACCUGAAGGAUCCACUUAGCCCUGGUAUUAUGUUGAUAAAGUGUGACCACAUGGAAGCCAACCAGAGGGUUUGCUUUGAAGUGGUGCCCCAUAAAUCGCGGGUUUCUAGUGAUUAUGUUAUAAUGGCCAGUGUGCUAAACUAAGCAAUGGGGCACCAAAGACAUUGUGAACAGAAGCAAGCAUAUUUUGCUUAACCCAAGCUUUUCGAAUCGACUAUUGUUGAAUGAAGGAAAUGAAGAACAUAUUGCUAACUAGUAUGGCAAAUUUCAGCUAUAAGCUAUCGCAGAUUCGAGAAGUCAGCUACUUACUCUCAUAGUUCAAUACUCUAGGCUCAAAUGUGUUUCAUGUAUAUACUCUAAAUUGUGCUUAUGGCAUUGACAUUGUCAUUUUAUCAGGUCUUUGUCCCAGUGCUUGAAGUUCCCAAGGAUUCCCCUAACGAGUCACACUGGUGGUGCUUAGCAUUAGACAUGAAGGCUCGAAAGUUGUGGAUGAUAGAUUCUAUGUACCUUAACCCGUUCACCACACAUGCCAAAUAUUUUGAUCUUCUGGUUAGUGGUAGCGACGUCUUUUUCAACUUUGUGACCCAGAAUAAAAGACUGGUCAGCUAAAUUCUUGGACGAGAUGCACUAUUGAGAUAUUAGAGCCAAGGGAUAAGUAAGCACUUGUUGCCUUAUUUGGUUGAAAGGCAGGAAGUGUGGUUUUUGUUUAUGUUGAUUGUGGUCCUACAAUGUGAAGCUCAUAUUGUGGUGUUCUUAUGCUGGUGUGUAUUAAGUUCUUUGCCAGAAGAUUCACCACGAGGUUUAGUGUGGUAAGUGGUGUAUAUAUCUGUGUUUUGUGUCAAGUUCUCUGAAGUGGUUGUCUACAGUGUGUGUUCAUACAUUUAUAGGGGAAGAUUCCUAAUGCUCGGGCAAAUUUGUUCUUGGACGACGUGCAGUGUGAAUUGAACGAAUUGAAAGAUGGUCUGGGGGAUUUGAUUCCAGGUUCUAGGAAAACAACGCGAAAUCUGUGAUGUGUUAUGUUAGUGGCCUGGGCGAUGGUGUAAUUAUUUUUUGGGGUUGAACUAUGGUGGCUCUAAGUAGUUUGUAUUGAACAUGUAAACACAUGCUGGCAAACGUAAUCCUCUCUAAGGUGGUCUGUCCACUCAGGGGUAACUAUUAGCUUGCUUUGGCUGUGGAGGUGGUUUGUCCACUCAUGGCUAAGUGUUUUAUGUGAUGUCUAUAUUAGGUGUUUUGUUGCAUUUUGCAGAUUAUUCAAAAACUGUGCUUUAAUUACUUGUUGCAAUCUACAUGGAGUGUACAUAAGUACAUGACAGCAAGAGUUGGGUAAUUACAUGAACAGGGUAAUUUAAACUCAAUGUACAGUGCCAUAGGUACAAAAAACAUGCCAGUGGUAUGCUACAUCUGUUACUGGUUAAAUCAAAAUGACAUUGGGUGGAAUGGAUUUCCUAAUGGUA
This is a messenger RNA of Chenopodium quinoa (quinoa), 3122 nucleotides long. RefSeq lists its product as uncharacterized. NCBI's taxonomy places the organism in Eukaryota, Viridiplantae, Streptophyta, Magnoliopsida, Caryophyllales, Amaranthaceae. Bases 1 to 1482 code for a protein of 493 amino acids. The record is from RefSeq and is a predicted model, not a curated record. The transcript has 9 exons.